CUGAAGACAUGCGAAGAAGAAAGUUAAAGAAUCUGAGGGAAACCAGCUAAUCAAAGGGUUCAACUGGGGAUCACUGUAAGCUCAUCUCCUAGGAGGUUGCGGUCCCUGUGGCCGUCAGCAGCAUCAUGGUUGACAUCGCUGUGAAGAGCGGAGCUGCCUGGACCUGUCACGCUCAGGAACAUCAGCUGGCUCAUGUGCUGCUUCCUGUUCACGUCAGUAACAAAGACGAUUGUGAAGAGGAGCUCAGUCAGCCACAAGGAGACGAGACAAACUGUGGCGGCCCAGUGCUGUUGGAGCAGACGGAGGAAGGGUCUCCUUGUGUUCUGACGCUCAGAUGCAGCCCCUGCUCCCCCACUGCCAUCAGCCGCCUGCUGGUCAUCAGCGAGGCUCGAACUAUGGAGGUGUACGACCAGAUGGGAGAAUACUGCGGUACGAUACGCGGGGAGAAGGAUGACAGCAUCCAGCCAGACAGUUCAGACAGAGGGCCUUUCUACAAGAAACAGCUGAUCCUCGAGCAUCCGUCCUCCGCCUGUGAAGUGAAGCUGCUCUCUCUGGGCGGUCGAAGCAGUGUUUUGGUGUGUCGGGUCAUCGUGGGCCUCCAGACGCUACAGCCCUGUGUGGCCCGCGGCCCCGGCAUCGACAUGCAGCAGGUGCAGUGUCUGGUGGAGGAGAUGGGAACCAGUCUCUCACCGGGUGCCCAGAACCUCAUGGAAAUGGUGCAGUUCCAGCAGAAGAACCAGACCAGCUCUCUUGGUGGCUUCCUGCCUCUCCUGAUGGGUGGAGGAGUUUUCUCUGCCCUGACUCAAGGAGCCAACAUCUCCCCAGCAGCUGUCAGCAACCAGCCACAGCCUGCAGACUCCAGGCCUCCAGUCGGCUCCAUCAGGCCUGCAGAUGAAGCUCCACCGGCUCAGAACGGAGCGAUGACAGGCGGCUCCACCUCCUCCUCCCCAGACCUGCAGGUUUCUGGUGUCAACACUAAGAAUAUAGCGAGCAGUGAGAGCGGCGGUCCAGUGAGCCACGCCCAGCUGGCGGAGAUGAUGUCACACCUCCUGAAGGGGCAGGUGCACGGCCAGGCGGUGAACUCCGGCCCUGAGCUGCUGCCCAUGCUCCAGAAUCUCUGUGGUCAGGUGACCAAGCUCAGACUGGAUGACGCGACUGCGCUGGCAGAGAAGGAGAAGAUGAUGAGAAACGGCUCAUGGUGGGUGAAGGAGUUGGACUCAGCCAUGGAGCGUCGUCUGGAGGAGAUGGAGAGGAGGCUGAUGGAGCAUGUGGACCGUCGUCUGGACGCUCUGGAGCAGAAGCUGGAGAAGGCCCUGUUCAGCGCCCUGCCGCAUGUCGCCCUCAACCACGGAGACAUGAGCAGCUCGGCGGGAGGAGCAGCGUCCACGGGACCGUCGGAGCAGACCGCCACCGACACCAGCCACGCUCUGAGUCCAGAAACGUUAAAAGACUAACAUAACACGUAACCUGGAAGCUUUUCUGCCCUUGAAUCUUCUUAAACUAGACCUCAGUGUCAGAGGGGAGGCGGAGCAGGACGGAGACACUAACAGAGACGCAAAAGAAGAAGAAAAAAGGGCUGAAAUGGAAAAUAUUGAUAAAAUAACUCAAUAAUCGCAAUAAUCUGUUAUAACAAAAAAAAAAACAUGGUUAACUUCAAGUGUCCUGCUGCCAAAGAAACCUCUGUAACGGUUUGUUUGUCUUUUAUCUGUGGGAAAAUAGGAAAUGAAUGCUAUUCUGUUAGACAGCCAUGUCUAAUGUCCUGGAUGUAGGACUGUUAGUUUGACCUGAAAGAAAACAAAAAUCUGUAACUGCAGAUAUCAAAUUUACAACAAAAAAAAGCAUGUCCAGUGGCUGCAAUGCAUUCUAGGAAAGUUUAGUCACAUGAAAAAAAGUACACCGAAAUAAAUCACCAAUGACAGCCCAUCUGAAACAAAGCAGGUUUUUUAAACGAUUAAAAUGAAGUAAUGCAUGUGAUCUUAUCCAGGUUAUUGUUGGCAGGUUUUAACAUAUUAAUAAUAUACAUGAAACACCAGCAGAACACUUAUUUAUUCACAUUAAGAUGUGCAUGUCCUCCCAAGUUUCAUGAACCUCCAGUCAAUAUCCUGACCAACAGUUCUUCUUCUUCACGCUAUCUACUGUAACUGCACUGAUCUCUCUGUUGGUUAAUCAGGCCUUAACUGUUUGUUUCAGUACGGUUUGGUUUGAAUCUAAGAAUUAACUAUAUAUAUAUAUAUAUAUAUAUAUAUAUA
Messenger RNA from Anoplopoma fimbria (sablefish), 2249 nucleotides. RefSeq names its product chromosome 5 C10orf88 homolog (gene c5h10orf88). The transcript has 9 exons. The record is from RefSeq and is a predicted model, not a curated record. Bases 126 to 1454 code for a protein of 442 amino acids. NCBI's taxonomy places the organism in Eukaryota, Metazoa, Chordata, Actinopteri, Perciformes, Anoplopomatidae.